AGAGUGAUAGAGAGAGAGAGAGGGAGGGGGAGAGAGAGAGAGAGAGAGAGAGAGAGAGAGAGAGAGAGAGAGAGAGAAGUAAAGCUGAGAGAAAAGAGAGCGAAAAGCCACAAGGAGCAAAUCAGAAACGUGAUACAACCUCUGUGAAUCGGAACUGCAAAGCAAUCGAGAAAGGGAAAAGGGUUGAAAUAUGUCCGAUCAAAUGAAGAUGUAUCAGCGCACCUGUGACGUAACCACAAAAGGAACUAAAACACCGGCGAAGUUUGUCUCUCCAACAUGCUGCCUAUGAAGAUCUCGCCCAAGAGGAAAAUGAAUUCUUCAAAGAUUAUUACCUAUGCACAUUUCCCAGUGAUGGAACAUCUAGUGCGAAACAAUUUUUCCUUCUACGUGCACGAAGACCUCAGCAAUUUGGAGAAUAUUCUAUUAACCAUCCACGAGCCCUCCACAAUCGCCCUGACGGUAAUGUACAUUAUAUCUUUCAUUGUUGGCUUCGUUGGGAAUGUUAUGUCUAUCAAAGUACUGACCAGCAAAAGGAAUACCAGGAUAUCCGGGGUGAGUGCCACUCGCAGUUUGCUAAUAAACCUUGCCAUCUGUGAUCUGAUGGUGGUCUGCGUUUGCAUGCCCACAACUCUAGGUUAUCAAAUCUAUAAAGCCUGGAUUUAUGGCGACUUUAUGUGCAGAGCGGCACCUUUCACCCAGGCCGUGUCUGUCUCAGCCAGCGUCCUCAGCAUCACCGUUAUAAGUGUGAACAGGUACUAUAAUGUCCACAACCCAUUAAACGCUAGAUCAUUCUUCACCUGGAGAAAAAUAUUCUGGACCAUUUUCGUCGUGUGGCUGCUCUCAUCUGGUAUCUGCAUGCCUCUUAUAUUUAUGAACAAGUUAAAAGAGAUUGACCCCACUUUUGGGGUUCCAUUUUGCAGUGAAGUUUGGUCCCAAGUCAAGUUGAAACAAGCAUACAACUUUAUCCUCUUCUGCGCUCUUUAUGGUUUGCCUGUGCUAUUUAACCUAGUGAUUUGCUUUCUUACUUGGCGUAGACUAUGGAGCACAUCCAGUCACUUUAAAGAGUGUGAUACCAGGAACCAAGCCCUUCCAGCUUCAAGAUUGAAAAUCCGCAAAAAGAUUGCCAAGAUGGUGGUUGCUUUGGUGCUUCUGUUUGCCCUUUCAUGGUUACCCUUCUAUAUGGUAGAUAUAUGGAUAGAUUUCAACUCCGAAGAUGCUCCAAAGGAGAAUGAGACAUCUUCAGAGUGGAUCAUGAAUUUUCGACCAUUUGCUCAAUGGCUUGGUCUCACUAAUUCUUCCCUAAAUCCAAUUUGCUAUUGUUUUGUUGGGGACCUGUACAGAUCAGCCAAGGAAAUAAAGAGUAAAUAUAGAAGAACACUGAUUUCUCUCUUCAAUUAUUCUUUAUCUGAAAGCUCCACGAGGUCAUCCAUCCCUAAACUUCUUUCCUACAAAGAAUCUUGUCAGACAACAACAAAAGAAUUCAAAUUUAUUGAGACGAAGGAGGGGAAGUUUAAGGAUUGUUUUUCAGCCCGCGGCAUUUGUGAGACAUCAUUGAGCACAUGCAAGCCAGUUCCAAAACAUACUCUUGAAGCUGACAAAAAUGACAGAAAGAACAAUAAGUAGAUAUUCUAUGAUAUACUGUGGAAUUAACACCUUGUCACUAAUUAAUCCAGUGCUGUCACCUUUAUUUUAACAAUAUCUUGAAUCCGACCAAGUUGUAAAUAAUUGGCUUUGUUAGAUAGCCUCUGCAUAACCAUACAGAGUUACAUAAAGCCAAAGAUUGUGACAUAUGUAAAUUCAUCAUUCAUAUCUCGGAAUACCCAACAUCAUCCAUGAUUAACCAUAUUAGUCCUUACUUAUAUAUGUGCUUCUAUGUAUAUAUUUCCUCUUUCUGACCUGAUAGACCAGAUUUGCGUCAGGGCAAGAAGGCCAUUUUCUCCCAAAUAUGGCCAUCAUUCAAGCAUUACUCUGCACAGUUAUCAUCCAUAUGCCCAUGACCUUAAAAAAGCAUCAUAUAAAUUCUUAAUGCAUGGAAAUACACACUUCACAGCACAAAAUCAUACAUGACAAGUCAGAAAGUAAACAACUUUUUAAUCCUAUCCAUGAAAAUGGAAUUAAUUAUUGUUCCUGUGCUACUGUAUGAGGAGAGAUUAAGCAAUUCAGUGCACUAUUGACAAAUAAGAGAAAGUCUGCAGAUCCUGGAACAAUGUACUACAGUAUUGGACUCAGGAUUAUGUCUCUGUUUGGCCCAGUUCAUACUGACACCUCAGAUACUCAGUAAGUAUAAGAAAAGACUAGGAUUCAGUUAAAUUCACACAGCUUGACCACCACAGUGAUUCAUAUCAAUAAUGGAUAUAUUAACAACUUGCAAGUUUAUUAAAUUCUAUCUUUCUGAAGCAGGUGUUUUAUCUUGCAUUGAUUAUGC
This is a messenger RNA of Mobula hypostoma (lesser devil ray), 2425 nucleotides long. Its product is annotated as QRFP-like peptide receptor. Gene Ontology annotation, biological process: G protein-coupled receptor signaling pathway; cellular response to hormone stimulus. The record is from RefSeq and is a predicted model, not a curated record. The coding region runs from base 277 to 1623 and encodes 448 amino acids. Gene Ontology annotation, cellular component: plasma membrane. The transcript has 2 exons. Gene Ontology annotation, molecular function: peptide binding; G protein-coupled receptor activity. Lineage: Eukaryota; Metazoa; Chordata; Chondrichthyes; Myliobatiformes; Myliobatidae.